Paramecium sonneborni is the source of this 1125-nucleotide messenger RNA. Lineage: Eukaryota; Ciliophora; Oligohymenophorea; Peniculida; Parameciidae. The record is from the annotation of a GenBank genome assembly.
AUGGAAUAUUUAGAAAUUAUUGAAACUAUUAUUCCUUAUGUAAUAAACAAAAUUUUGAUAGGAGUUGAAGAUAAGAUUCUUUUAAAUUUAGAGAUUACUUCAAGUGCAUCUUAUUCAUUAGAUUUAGCAUUUAAAAUGAUUAAAUAAGUAAGGUUUGAUCCAUCUUCUUAAAAUUAUUAUGAUUCAGAAGAUGGAGAACCAUAAAGUACUAUAAAAGAAAGACAUAGAGCUUAUAAUCUCAAAUAAAUUUAAUCCUUUAAAGGUUAAGAGACUCCUAGAGUUGAAUUACCUCCAAAACAUAUUUUUAUGAUGCCAACUUAAUUAUGGGAAGAUUAUGAGCCAUAAUUAAUUAGAUAGAAAACUUAAGAAUACAUUGAAGAGUAUCCUAAUGAAAGAAGAAUUAUGGAAUAAAAAUGCAUAGAAAAACAAUAUAAAGAAUCAAAGUUAAGAGAAUAAUCAAGAGAAAAGAGAUAAGUUAAAGAAUUACAUUCUUAACUUAUAAUGAAGAUAGGUUCUAAAGAAUAUACUUAUGAUUUUAAUUGUAAUCCACUAGCUAGAUCCAAUAAUUAAGUUAAAAAAAAUGUUAUUACAGCUCUACCUUAUGAAAUUCCAUUAACUGAUAAUAAUUCUAUAAUUUCUUAACCAAAAUUAAUAGAAUAGGUCAAAUCAAAGAGAAAGCAGGUCGAAAAUAUUGAAACUAUAAUGGAAUUUGAAGAAUAAUAGGUUUAAGAUAUUAAAUUAUAGCCUGGAGUUAGGCUUAGUCUUAAACCUAUUCAAACAUAAGAAUUAUCUGUGAGAUUAUAAUCUUAAUAUUCUAAAUAACAUGAACUUAGCUCAGUUUCAUCAAAAAUACCUAAAAAAUAAACUAAUGUUGUUAAACUUAAUAAUUUAAAGUUAGUAGGAUAUUUAUAAUAGUUGGAUUGUGAUAGUUAUAUUAAAGUAGCAUAAAAUAAUACAAAUUAAACUCAAUAAGUUUCACCUACAAAUCAAAGUUUCCUUGAUUAAGAAUCUAUUAAGUAAGAUUUACUCAAAUUACCAAAGUUAAGAUCACACUCUAUAAAUCCUAAAAUCAAAAGAAAAAGUAGGGUAUAUCCUACUUAUUCAAUUGUGACAUAUAGAGAUUGA